Monosiga brevicollis MX1 is the source of this 408-nucleotide messenger RNA. RefSeq lists its product as uncharacterized. The coding region runs from base 1 to 408 and encodes 135 amino acids. The transcript is spliced from 5 exons. NCBI's taxonomy places the organism in Eukaryota, Choanoflagellata, Craspedida, Salpingoecidae. The record is from RefSeq and is a predicted model, not a curated record.
AUGAGGCCCCCUAGCACUUUGUCUGGCCAUAGCGUGAAGCUUGGUGCCAUCACCUCUCCAGGACUCGAGGCCCUUGUGCGCAUGCCAACGACCGCUCGAUUUGCUGCGCUCCCGAAUAUCGGAGCGGCCAAGGAGCCGAGUGUGGUCGAUCCCGGCCCCACCCUGCGCAUCCGCGUCCGAUACCCUGAUGGUGCACGCCAUGAGGUCAAUGUGGGCGCCAACAUGCCAGCAAUGCAGCUGUUGCAAAAGGCCUUUGAGCAAUGGCCCGAACGCGGAAGCACCGUGGCGCAUUUGCAGCUCUUUGAUCCCGUGGCUCGACGACUCUUAGCCCUCGAUGAGGUUUUACACCACCAGGGCAUGCGCGAUCGCUCCGUGGUGCUACUGCAGACGACCGACGCUGAUCCCUGA